Molecule: messenger RNA, 889 nt
Organism: Rhagoletis zephyria (snowberry fruit fly)
Lineage: Eukaryota; Metazoa; Arthropoda; Insecta; Diptera; Tephritidae
Source: RefSeq, a predicted model, not a curated record
AUGGCAUUUGCCACCGCCGUAUAUAUCCGUCUUUUACACGAAGAUGGAAAUGUGUACACACGUUUGUUAACCGCCAAAAGCAAAACAACACCAUCGAAGCCAAUGUGCACAAUUCCUAGAGUGGAAUUGUGCGGAGCAGAAUUAGCUACGCGAAUUGCAUCAUGGGCGAAGAGAAAUCUUCAUGUUCAUACAAAGAACGCACCAAUGUACUUCUGGAGCGAUGCCAUGAUUGUGUUACAUUGGAUAGGUGGUGACACAUCGCGUUGGAAGACCUUUGGGGCGAAUCGUNAUACAAACAACGUUCCAAUGUACUUCUGGAGCGAUGCCAUGAUUGUGUUACAUUGGAUAGGUGGUGACACAUCGCGUUGGAAGACCUUUGUGGCGAAUCGUGUGAGUAAGAUUUUAUCAAAAUCGUCGAAAGAGAGAUGGAAUCACGUCGACACAAAGCAGAAUCCGGCUGAUUGCGCCACUCGUGGCUUAUCACCGAAAGAGCUAUCAUCGUUCGAUUUGUGGUGGAAUGGCCCAAUUUGGCUACGUCAAAACAGCUGCAACUGGCCGAAACUCAACAAGAAUACGCACACAUUUACCGACGAUGAACUCGAAGCGAAAUCAAAUAAUGUUGUUGUAAACGUCGUUAUCAAAAGCGAUUCAAUCAUUUACCUCUAUUCAUCAUUAACCAAAUUGAUUCGCAUCAACGUCUGGAUUCAGCGCUACCGCUACAACGCUCGCAAGGAAAACAAAUCGCAACGCCGAAAGGGCCCUCUUCUAGUUUUCGAAUUACGCGAAAGUUUGUUAAAAUUAGUCAAACUUGUGCAAGCUGAAGCCUUUGCAGCCGAAAUGUCUUGUAUUAAUUCAAAGGAGCAACUGCCAAAGGGCUCUAGAAUACGAG